AUGGAUUCUGGACCAUUUCGUCGGAUAGAAAAAGUUUCAGCACCACUUAAAGGAUCAUUUCCAUUGGAUUAUAAAGGAGAUUGUAAACUUGAAAUGUUAAAAUAUAUGAUAUGUCUUAAUGAACAUAAAAGUAAAAAUUCAGAAUGUAGGAUGGAAGCUAAAAAUUACUUUUCUUGUAGAAUGGAAAGAGGGCUUAUGGAUAAAGAUGAUUGGAAAACACUAGGAUACAAAGAUACAGAAACACCAAAUGAUAGUUAA
Molecule: messenger RNA, 258 nt
Organism: Strongyloides ratti
Lineage: Eukaryota; Metazoa; Nematoda; Chromadorea; Rhabditida; Strongyloididae
Product: Cytochrome c oxidase assembly protein COX19
Exons: 1
Coding region: 1-258 (85 amino acids)
Biological process (GO): mitochondrial respiratory chain complex IV assembly
Cellular component (GO): mitochondrial intermembrane space
Source: RefSeq, a predicted model, not a curated record